GGCAUACUUAGACGGCGACGCUAGAAAGCCGCUACUUAGGGCCGUCGAGAAGGGGGCCAAGAACUAAGUCGGAGCCUUUGCAAAGACACUUAGCAACAAUGGCUCAGCUGCUGCUCCAAAACAAGUUCACUGCCGGCGCUGCUGCGCGUCCGGCACGGCGUAGCGUGGCUGCACGCUCCUCAGCCCCGGAGCUGUGGACGCCCACUUCGGAGGUCAAGCUGGCCGUGUCCUCGCGCAACCCCCACCCGCCGGUGGUGUGCCAGGGCCCCCCUCCCCCCAACCCCCUGGUGAUUGAGCGCUUCCAAGGCGUGGUGUCCCAGCUGUUUCAGCAGCGCAUCGUGCGCCUGGGCGGCGCCGUGGACGACGACAUGGCCAACCUGCUGGUGGCCCAGCUGCUGUACCUGGACAGCGUCGACAACAAGCGCGACAUCACCAUGUACGUCAACAGCCCCGGAGGCAGCGUCACGGCAGGCAUGGCCGUGUUCGACACCAUGCGCCACAUCCGCCCCGACGUGUCCACCUGCUGCAUCGGCCUGGCCGCCUCCAUGGGCGCCUUCAUCCUGGCCAGCGGCCAGGCGGGCAAGCGCUACAGCCUGCCCAACAGCCGCAUCAUGAUCCACCAGCCCCUGGGUGGCGCCCAGGGCCAGGCCACUGACAUUGAGAUCCAGGCCAACGAGAUCCUGCACCACAAGCUCACGCUCAACGGCUACCUGGCCCAGUUUACGGGCCAGUCCAUGGAGACCAUCACCAAGGACACCGACCGCGACUUCUUCAUGAGCCCGCAGGAGGCCAUCGAGUACGGCCUGGUGGACGCCAUCAUCUCCAAGCCGCAGAUGCUGCAGAGCCGCGAGGUCGCGCUCUCGUCGUAAGCGCGUGGCAGGUGUUGGCUGAGAUACAAAGCAGGUUUUGGUGGUGGAAUGGACGGGGCGGUGAGAUGGCCUAGGCGUUGUACAGGCGCCAUGUGGAUUGAGGUAGAGUGAAGGAGGCGAGGGAGGAGUCCCCGUAGGACGAGGGUCGUGCGGUGCAGACGGCGGUCCAGCGUGCUGUGUGCUUUUAGUUCCGUGUGUCACGAGGAGCGGGCCGGCGCCUACGCCGCUGCACCAAAAGGGGGUGUACGAUUGAAGCUGCGUGCCAGGUUGUUUGGGGGCACAGACACACCGAUCACCUCGAUGGUUGCGUGCUCGGUCGCGCCCAGAUCGGCAGCGUUCGCGUGUGGCCUGGUUUCUGAAAGGAGGCGUGACAUACAAUGUCGCUGUGUCUGGUGUAACUGUAAAAUACAAGUAAAC
Molecule: messenger RNA, 1286 nt
Organism: Chlamydomonas reinhardtii
Lineage: Eukaryota; Viridiplantae; Chlorophyta; Chlorophyceae; Chlamydomonadales; Chlamydomonadaceae
Exons: 5
Coding region: 99-869 (256 amino acids)
Biological process (GO): protein quality control for misfolded or incompletely synthesized proteins
Cellular component (GO): endopeptidase Clp complex
Molecular function (GO): ATP-dependent peptidase activity; ATPase binding; serine-type endopeptidase activity
Source: RefSeq, a predicted model, not a curated record